AUGCAGACCACAACCGCCCAUUACCAGCGGCCGCGCGCCCAUACGCUGUUCGCGGCGAAACCAGCCACAUUGACGAUACAACCCAAACUCGCCAAUAUGUCCUAUCACCGCCAACUCUCGCCUGGUUCGCGCCGUCUCCAGAACCCCGGGCGAGCCUCUGACAGCUUCACCACCGAUCCAUUCUACACACAGAACAGACACAAUUCGUAUACGUCGCCGAGAUCGAGCGGCGUCAUCCCACUUUCCAGCGAGACCUAUGUCACUGAGCAGCCGAGAAGCGCGAGAGAGCCACCUCGAGGAGGAGUGUAUGGUGGAGAUUAUGGAGCUGGUAGACCCCGACGCUCUUCGCUCGUGGAUACUCAACGAGGAUCCGCGCCUGCUGUUACGCAGUUGCCUAGCAGGAGCAAACCGACUGUUGUGCAUGAUGCUGCACGGCCAAGCAGCCCGCUGAAGGGCGGUCGCGACCGUGACUAUUACGUCACUCCUGGUGUGUCCAAGGAGCCAAGGAAGAUAGAACAUAAGAAGAUCUACUCUGUGAACACGGACGGCAACGCGAAUCUGGUGGCGCAUAUCGAUGCACCUGCCGCGGAAAGACACCAUAGGCGGAGGGAAAGUGGCACUGAGCGUACUGGUGGCUAUCUGACCACGACGACCGACCGCGAGCGAGGACGAAAGGACUAUCACGCGACUGGUCGCAGCAGAGCAGGUGACGGCAAUAUCGAAGACCGUGACGCUUUCUCUUAUACCGAUCCUGCCGGCAUGUACGCCAAUACUGAGCCCAGGUGGCGUGACAAUUCAAUCCGACCGAGAAGGAACAGCAUGGAUCGAGGUUCGAGUCGCGAUAACAGACCGGCGAAUGUGAUGGUUGACCCUGUUUACAACGACCCUCGCUCCUCUGGGCGAGAGCUACCUGGACCGCCACCGAGUAUGCGAGGCUGGGAGUCGGUCAAUAAGAUGGGCCGCUCGAACACAGUCCGCGAUACCAACAGCCGUGGCAUUGCACAGUCGCCUUCUCGAGGACGGUUCCCUGAUGCUUAUGCCGAAACUCGUGAUCCGUAUAACGCACCACCUCCAAGACCUAGCUCAAGGGACGGCAGGUCUACGGCUGCCAAUGUUGAUCGACCUAGCGACCGUGGAGGAUAUGAGUAUGAACGCGAGCGUGAGACACGACACGAACGUAGGAACAGCGUCACUAGGCGGCCAGACACGAGUACAACCAGGAGAGGCUUCGGCAUAAGAGCCGACAGUCGUGACCGCUAUGCCCGAGAUGAUCGUGGCAGCGACGAGAGCAUCAAGGAACGUGAUCGUCAGCCAUACCGCGAUUCUGGAUAUGCUGAACCUCAUCGACGAGACACUGCUCCCGAGAUACCUUACCAUGAGGAACGCCGACUGGAGCAGGAGAAGAAGGAUCGGGAACUAGCUCGCCAGCAGCAGGAGGAUCGUGAGAGGCAGUAUGAGCGUGAGAAGCGACGAGAUGAUGAUCGUGGCCAUGAUCGCGACUAUGACCGCGAACGAAAGGAUCGUGAUCGUGAGUACGAGCGUGAAACCGACCGCGAGCGGGAGAGACAACGCAUGAUGGAGCGUGCGCCUGAGCGCGAGCCAGAGCGUGAGAGGGAGAGACAUCAUCAUCGUCGUGAGUCCGUGGACAGGAGCGGUCGUGAUCGUGACCAUCGUAAGGAGAAUGGCGAGGCCUCGUCAACGGGACUGUCACAAGCUGCUACAGGCGGCUUGGCGGGCGCUGCUGCUGCGUUUGGUCUUGGUAAGAUGCUUAAGAAAGACAAGGAUGAGGAUCGUGACAAGGAUCGUGAUCGAGAGCGUGAUGAGAAGCGGGAGCGGGAUCGUGCUGAGAGGGAGCGUGAGAAGGAGCGUGAGAAGGAAGCAGAACGCAAACGCUACGAGGAGCCACCUCGCCGCGAAGACCGCGAGCGACGGAAUCGUGGUGCUGAUGCUGUUUCCCGCAGCGAAGAUAGUGCACCCUUCGACCGUGAGCCUAGGGACGAUCGACCGCGUGAAGCUGAUCGCGGUCUUGGCUUUGCCUUCGAGCGACAACCCGAGCCACCAAAAAGUGCAGCCGCGCCACCAGUCGAAAGGCCACGAGAGCGCGAACCCCGCGUGCCUGAACCAGUGCGAGAACGAGACCUCGAGCGAGAUCAUGAAGACAGGCACUCUGAUCCACCACAAGCUGCACUUGACCCAGAAGAGGACUAUCGACGCCGAAUGGAGCAAGUGCAGCGUGAAAUGGGGCGAGUACCGGUUGACGAACGAGGCGGCUCCGACUCUGACCCCGAUCGUGAGCGGAGGCGACGAGAACGUGAACAGAGACAACGUGAGAAAGAGGAGCGCGACUUACGGGAGCCUAAGCUGGACGCUGGUAUUGGUCUCACAGCCAUGAACGACCAGCCGCCACCUCCCGCACUUCGACGAAGCUUCGAGGACACUGCUUCCGAAGCCACGGCAGCUUCUUCCCAACAGCAUGGCUUGCGUCGCAAGCCGAGCAUUCUCGACGACUCGAUGAGUGCCGAGCCGGCCCAGAUCAUCGAUAACAGCUUGAGCGACCGCAGAGAAAAUCGUGUCCGGAUCGUUGAUCCACCGACCGAAGAAGAAUCCAGACGACCAAAAGGUAUCCUCAAGCAGCCAACGCAGAAAUUCCCAGAAUAUCCCGCACAGGCACGUGAGGGCGCGCUGCCGCUGAAAGAAACAAGUGUCAAGGGCAUCCCACCCGGUGCUCGCUGGACGAAAAUCGAUCGCCGACUCGUGAACCCGGAGGCGCUGGAGGAGGCUAAGGAGCGGUUCGAGGAGAGGUUGGAUUGCGUGAUUGUGUUGCGGGUGCUUACGAAGGAGGAGAUUCAGAAGUUGGCGGAUCGGACGCGGGAGUUGAGAGGUAGGUUGCACACUUUUCUUAUGGGUCAUGGUUUUGAAGUUGUGGGCGAUGCUGGGCAUGAGCAGAGGUUGUCGCCUGAGCACUCGCUGGGGCACGAUCACGCGCGUCAGGCACAUUCGUCUGCGGAGUAG
Molecule: messenger RNA, 3012 nt
Organism: Recurvomyces mirabilis
Lineage: Eukaryota; Fungi; Ascomycota; Dothideomycetes; Mycosphaerellales; Teratosphaeriaceae
Exons: 2
Coding region: 1-3012 (1003 amino acids)
Source: RefSeq, a predicted model, not a curated record